CUAUCAAAUUGAAAAACGAAAGUAAAUACUCAAAGUUGAAAAGAUGUUGCCCGUAGUCAUUUAAUGAAAAAAAGAAGUAAACAGCGUCUGGAAAUGACGACUGUUGAUAAAACUGACAAAGAUAACCCGAGGACAUCCUUGUGUAUAGUAGAUCUACAUCCAGAUGUCACAAACGCAGAGUUGUUUGAUGCAUUUUUAACAGCAGGGCCAAUCCGAUGGAUAUGUGUUUGUAGAGACAAAAUCACAAAACUUUCGCUUGGGUAUGGUUUUGUAAAAUUUGAAAAGAAAGUAGAUGCUAAAAGAGUCAAAAGAACAAUAGAUACUUUCAAAGGUCAACCAAUCAGAAUCAUUUGGUUGGUAGAGGAUGGCAAUGUUUUCAUCAGGAAUCUGGACAAAAACAUGGAUUCUAAGGCAUUAUAUGACAUAUUUUCUGCUUUUGGUGAUAUAGUAUCCUGUAAGGUUAUAUGUGACGAGUAUGAUUCUUGUGGCUACGGAUUUGUCCUUUUUAAAACAGAAGAAGCAGCCAGAAAUGCAAUACUCAGAUCCAAAGGCAUGUUACUAAAUGGAAUGAGAGUUUAUGUUAGUCGAGAAAUGCACCAAGACGAUAUCAUUAAAAUCAUGGCUGACAAGACAAAGAAAUUUAACUAUGUGUAUGUAAAAAAUAUCAGCAUUAAGAUGUCGGAAGAAGAAUUAAAGGAGAUAUUUGAGCCGUAUGGCAAAAUUACCAGUGUAAAGAUAGAGACAGAUAUCAAGAGUGAACACUUUGGGUUUGGGAUUGUUUGUUAUACAAAGUCAGACGACGCUCAAAAGGCUGUCGAAGAACUUAACGGUAUAAUUAUCCAAGAGAAAACCUUAUAUGUGAGCAGAGUACAGGAUACAUCAGCGAUACACGAGGAAAUGAUAGACAAAAAUGAGGAAAUCAGAUUGAAAGAAAACAAUCAGUGCGAGAGUCUCAUUGUUUUGAACAAAAGCUGUAGUGAUGAAACAUGUGACAGACUGAAUUUUGGAACGAUUUCAAGUACUAAGGGACACUUUGAUAGUAUACAGAGUCCGAAUUUCCCAUCAGCUGACCAGGGAUGUAUGUCUUCUACAAUGACACAGGGAGUUCGGAAUGUCUAUGCUCCCACAACGGUCCAACAGAUAGGGCCAAUUCCGAGAUGGCAUACACAGCUUAGACAGCACACACCAACAGGUGGACUCUACAAUAUGCCUAGACCACAGACAAGAACUGCAUAUCCUGCAACUGUUGGAACAGAAAUAACAGGUCAUGUCAACAUAAGAAUGCAUGCUGCCAUGUUGGUCAAUGCAUACCAACAGGAACAUAAGCAGAUGUUAGGACAACGUUUGUUCCCGUUGAUUCAAAUGAUGCAUCCAGCCCUUGCAGGAACGAUAACUCAAAUGUUACUGAAAAAAGACAAUUUAGAGUUAUCAAAAAUGUUGGAAUCUAAGGAGUUACUAGAGGCACAGGUUUGUUAUUAA
Mytilus trossulus (common blue mussel) is the source of this 1479-nucleotide messenger RNA. Its product is annotated as polyadenylate-binding protein 1-B-like. The record is from RefSeq and is a predicted model, not a curated record. Lineage: Eukaryota; Metazoa; Mollusca; Bivalvia; Mytilida; Mytilidae. Bases 64 to 1479 code for a protein of 471 amino acids. Gene Ontology annotation, cellular component: ribonucleoprotein complex. Gene Ontology annotation, molecular function: RNA binding. The transcript is spliced from 9 exons.